AUGGCCACCUGUGGGCACGAAUGGUGCGAACCUUGUCUAACCGAACUACUCCCAAAUGGACCUCUGUAUUGCAAGACUUGCAAAAAGGUCGUAAAGCUGGUUCUCCCAGAAGACGACUCAAAUAACGCACAAGGGGAGGCCGCCGUAGCUUUCCACGAACCGACAAGCGCACCAGCCGCCGAUAAGAUGCCGCAAGUCGACCAGAACGAUGACCAAGACGUUGACGUCAGUAAACCACCAGCCAAGCGACGAGGUCGCCCCAGAGGAAGCUCCCUAACGUUGGUUUGGCAGCAGGUCGACCGCGACGCAGUGUAUACAAGGACAUGA
Messenger RNA from Pseudovirgaria hyperparasitica, 327 nucleotides. RefSeq lists its product as uncharacterized. Lineage: Eukaryota; Fungi; Ascomycota; Dothideomycetes; Acrospermales; Acrospermaceae. The record is from RefSeq and is a predicted model, not a curated record. The coding region runs from base 1 to 327 and encodes 108 amino acids. Gene Ontology annotation, molecular function: metal ion binding. The transcript has a single exon.